AUGGAAAACAACUGCAGGAAGUCAUCCUCCUCGCCGUUGAAGCCGUGGAAGAAAGGUCCGACGAGGGGCAAAGGCGGUCCACAGAACUCCAUGUGCGAGUACCGAGGAGUUCGACAGAGGACAUGGGGGAAGUGGGUGGCUGAGAUCAGGGAGCCGAAGAAGAGGACUCGAAUCUGGUUGGGUUCUUUCACCACUGCUGAAGAAGCCGCCAUGGCGUACGAUGAGGCUGCGAGGAGGCUGUAUGGUCCUGAGGCUUAUCUCAACUUGCCUCAUCUCCAGCCUCCUUAUAUAAACCCUGCUGCCGCUGCCGCUGCUUUCAGUAGUCCUUUCGGAGGGAGGUUGAACCGGUUCAAAUGGCUUUCAUCCAGGAACUCGGCUUCGUUGUUCCCACCUCGUGGACUGCUCAACUUGCAUGCCCAGCCCAGUGUCCACGUCAUCCAGCAGAGGCUUCAGGAGCUGCAGAAGAAGAAGAGCAAUGCUGCUGCUGCUGCUGCUCCCUGCAGCAGCAGCAGCAACUCUUGUUCACAGAAACCUGAAGUUGGUUCUGCGAUGACUCAGAAACCGCAGGCGGAGAAAGAAGUAGUGGUGGUGGAGGAGAAGGGAACAGUGGAGAUGGUUGAGACAGAGAAAGUUAAGCCGCAGAUUGAUCUAAACGAGUUUCUUCAGCAACUGGGGAUUUUGAAAGAUGAGAGGCUGUGUGUUCCUAUGGACAAGGAAGAGUUCAGCUGUUAUGAUGUUUCUGGAGAUCAGCUUGACCAUUCAUCGUCAUCGUUCGAGGAAGACAAGGGUUUUAGUUACUGGGAUUCCUUCAUGUAUGAUUUGCAUGGCAUGGCAGAUCUUCAUAAUCAGGAUAUCGUGGCGGCGGCAAGUAGAGUCCAGCUCCAGCAGCUGGAUGUGGAAGAUGAUCAGUCAUUCUCAACUCACAUAUGGAAUUUCUAG
This is a messenger RNA of Linum tenue, 939 nucleotides long. The record is from the annotation of a GenBank genome assembly. Lineage: Eukaryota; Viridiplantae; Streptophyta; Magnoliopsida; Malpighiales; Linaceae.